AUGCUCAGAGAAACUGACGGCGAGAUCGCCGGCGAUAUUCCGACGGCAAAUCAAAACAACGUGAUGCGUCGCGAUAGAAUCAGCGAAUUGCCGGAUGAUUUGAUAGCUCAGAUACUCGUACGCCUCCCGAUCCGAGAUUCGAUCAGGACGAGCGUUUUAUCGAAGAGAUGGGAGUUUCUCUGGCUCAAGGUUCCUGUAUUGGACUUGAACGCGUUUGAUUUCUCUAGACUAGUCUUGGCGAGCAUCAUGGGGAGGUUUCUGGAGUCGAAUCAAAGAUCGUGCCUUCAAAAAUUCAAGAUAAAGUACGUGGACGACCUUGAGCUAAGGCACACUCUAGUCGACAGAUACACGGAUUGGGUUAUCAGAAUCAUCGAUCUCGGAAUUCAACAUCUGGAAAUCGAGAAACCGAUGUACCCAUUCGUUCUGAAGAAAUUGCCUAUGGACGUUUACAACAGUAAGACGUUGGUAUCUCUGAAACUUGCAAACGUGUGGUACAGGAAUCCGGAGAGGGAUGUUUCUCUGCCUAGUCUCAAGAUCUUGCAUCUUGAAGAUCCUUAUUUCGACGGUGGUGACAAUGGUCCUUUGAUUGUGGAUAAACUCAUCGCAGGGUGUCCUGUUCUUGAAGAUCUCACGGUGGUGAGAGAUUGUGUUCACUAUCUGAAAAGUCUGCCGCUGCUGCGUGUGAGGUCUCGGACUCUGAAGAUGUUCCGUUUGGUUUGUCAGUGGAGUGUUGUCAACGCGAAUUACGCUGUUGAGAUUGAUGCUCCGAGGCUCGAGUGUUUGAGUUUUGGAGAUGGUCAGUCUGAGAGGAUCACGGUGAAGAAUCUGAGCUCCUUGGUGAAGAUAGACCUUGAUUCCGUCUUUAACGUCUGUUUGUUUGGGAGCCGUCUUUUGCAACGGGAGGAUGCAGCCAAGAGUGACAGUAUCCGUGAUUUUCUCACCGGUGUUUCUACUGUAAGACACAUGAUCAUCUCUCAGCCUACUGUGGAGGUCAUCUAUCGACAUUUCAGAUUGGGGUUGAUUCCGAUAUUCCAUAACUUGAAUCGUUUGCAGGCUGCGUUCUCUAGCUCCGAGUUACAGCUGUUUCCAACCUUUCUUGAGAGCUGCCCUGUUCUGAAAAACCUCAUCUUGGACUAUUCUGUUUCAGAAGAGUGUGUUGCAGAGGAGCCAGAGCUAUUUGAGCUUACCUAUGUGCCUCGGUGUUUAACAUCUACUUUGGAGUAUGUUGAGAUUAAAGAACUGAUUAUGGAGGAGGAAACUGGGAUUAUACUAGUGGACUAUUUGCUCGAGAACUCAGCAGUGCUCAAGAAGCUCACUCUGAGGUUAGCAGACUCUCCUAUGAUGACCAACCAAGAUUCAGAGAUGUACAGGAAGCUUAUUACAUCCACAAAGCUUUCUCGAAGCUGUGAAGUUUCCGUUUAUUGA
Messenger RNA from Microthlaspi erraticum, 1425 nucleotides. Lineage: Eukaryota; Viridiplantae; Streptophyta; Magnoliopsida; Brassicales; Brassicaceae. The record is from the annotation of a GenBank genome assembly.